Sporisorium graminicola is the source of this 1140-nucleotide messenger RNA. RefSeq lists its product as uncharacterized. Bases 1 to 1140 code for a protein of 379 amino acids. The record is from RefSeq and is a predicted model, not a curated record. Gene Ontology annotation, cellular component: THO complex part of transcription export complex. The transcript has a single exon. Lineage: Eukaryota; Fungi; Basidiomycota; Ustilaginomycetes; Ustilaginales; Ustilaginaceae. Gene Ontology annotation, biological process: mRNA processing.
AUGGCCUCCUCAUCACGCACCCAGCUCCAGCCGCUCACGAGCGAGCAGCAAGAACUCAUCAUCAAGCAGCGCAUGCAGGUCGACGAACGCACGCUCCGCCGACUUGUCAAAAAGCUCACCCUGCUCCUUGCAAGCAAAGACGCCGAAUCCGUCUCGUCCUCCCGCCUAUCAUUCAAAGCCGACUUGGAGGCCUUCCGUUUGCAGCUGCUGCGGCUCUCGUCCAUCGCGCACGGCACGUGCCAGGUCGAGGUUGCGAGCUACGCGGCAGAGCUCUCGGAGAUCGAGGCUGAGCAGCAACAAACGCAGGGACGGAUCGAUGCGCUCAAGCAGAAGCUGCAGGACGUGCGGCGCGAGAGGAAGAACAAGCUGGAGUACGACGUGGUUGCGGGCGAGAUUGUGAAGCUGCCAACGAGGAAGGAGUUGGAGGAGUCGUUGGGUCGGCUGAGCGAUCAGUUGCAUGGCGUCAAGGCGGAGAGGGAGAAGUAUGUCGAUCUAUCCAAGCGUGCAGCGCAGAGGAUGGGCGUAGUGAUUGAGGGACUGGGCGAGCUGCGGAAUGAUGUAGGCGAGGAAGUGGGUGAAAGGGAGAGGCGGGAGGUGGAGCGCGCGGACGGUGAUGCCGACGAUACAGCAGCUGCCGGCGGAGCAGUCGCGAUCGGCGACGAUGUGUCCGAAAGCGGUGCAGGAGCACGCAAGUCUCGGAGCAGAAAGCUCUCGGACGAACCAGAAGAAGGCGAGGAGGCGGAGGAAGGCGAGCAAGACAGCGCAGCUGCUGUCAGCAGAAGCGGCAGCUCCACUCCGCGAAGACCCGCCGCCGCACUCGAAGAAACUGUUCCGGCACUCAAUCCCGCCGCACCGACGUUCCGACCGACGCUCACUGCUGGUACAGCGACGCGGCGCAAACGCGACUCGACCGCCGUCACAGGCUCGGACGAGGAGGGCGAGGUCGGAGACGGCAGUUCAGCAGCGGCGACCGCGUCGAACAGCAAUACUCCGAGGAAGCGGCAGAGGACUGAGGAGGGGGAAGUCGGCGCCGCGGGCGAGAGCGAGGAGGAAGAGGGGAGCAUUCAGCCGUCUGCUGCUGCGCCGGUGGUAGUUGAGGGUAGGCCCAUUGCUCGAGCGGGGACCAAGCGUCGACGAUGA